Molecule: messenger RNA, 889 nt
Organism: Pseudomassariella vexata
Lineage: Eukaryota; Fungi; Ascomycota; Sordariomycetes; Amphisphaeriales; Pseudomassariaceae
Exons: 2
Source: RefSeq, a predicted model, not a curated record
CAUGGACUCAAGCAUUCCAGGCGUCUUGAAGACGCAUUCCGCUCAGAUGAAGGAAGAAGUGGAGAAGCUUGUCAGAUGGAUCCAGAACCAAGGUACCCUUCAGAUAAUCUUGAUCCGGAUUGGCACCGUCACAGAAGACACAUUCGACGUCUCUCUGGAUCUCGUGGUCUCCAACCAGGUCAAACUCAAGGCAAAAAUGUCCCAGAUGUCGCUUGAAUUGAGCAAUGGCGCUGGUUGUCUGGGCAAUAUCGCUCUGCCAAAAUUUCAGUUCCAUCCCGAGAAUGACGGAACACCUAUCAACAUCACACACCAGCGUGUCGAGAUCAAGAAUAAGUCCGCUAUUGAGUCUUUUGUUGCGAGUAUGUUGGUUCAGAAGAACACCGUACUCUUCCUUAAAAAAGGAGAGUGCAACUUCAAGGCACUUGGCCAACCCCCCAGUCCCAUGAGCUAUGAGAAGCAGAUCUCCAUGCAAGGCAUGAAUGGACCAUGCACAACCAUCAUAUCCAUAAACUAUGAGGGCCACAAAGUGUCCAUAGUAUUCAAGGUGACCAACGCGAGCCCCAUGGAACUCACUUUCGGCACUUGUGAGUUUGAGAUGCAAAAUGCCGACUCACAGGUCUGGGCAGAGUUAAAAGGGCGUCUGGACAUUCGGAGGGGCGAUUUCUGGAUGAAACUCACGGGCACCUUGGAUAGGAGUGUGUCUCGAAAAGGAAAGGCUCAUCUUGUAGGCAGGAGAUGCGCCACAGCAGGAUGGCUCGAUGGAGCCGUCAAGUGUAUCGAGAUUGAAUUCGAUGAUGUGGACAGUGUUCCAGCCCUUAACAUCGAAAGCACGCAGAAGGAUAACACCACAGUCUCUCGCCGCAGCCGACUUAAGUUUUGGAAGAAGUGA